Molecule: messenger RNA, 951 nt
Organism: Heterocephalus glaber (naked mole-rat)
Lineage: Eukaryota; Metazoa; Chordata; Mammalia; Rodentia; Bathyergidae
Product: olfactory receptor 9S13-like
Biological process (GO): G protein-coupled receptor signaling pathway
Cellular component (GO): membrane
Molecular function (GO): olfactory receptor activity; G protein-coupled receptor activity
Source: RefSeq, a predicted model, not a curated record
AUGACAGCAAACGGACAUGGGAACCUCUCAGCGGUGCCCUUGUGGGAGUUUGUCCUGGAGGGAUUCAGGGGAGGCGUGGAGACCCAGGCCCUGCUCUUUGCCGCCUUCCUGGCCCUGUAUGUGUUGACCGUCAUGGGCAACCUCACCAUGAUCACAGUCAUCACCCUCGAUGCCCGCCUGCACUCACCCAUGUACUUUUUCCUCAAGAACCUGUCCUUCCUGGACCUCUGCUGCUCAUCUGUCAUCGCCCCCAAUGCCCUGGCCAACUUCCUCUCCUCCUCCAGGGUCAUCACUUUUGCAGGAUGCACCAUUCAGUUCUUUCUGAUUUGUGUGUUUGCUACCACAGAGGCUGUCCUCUUAGCUGUGAUGGCCUAUGACAGAUUCAGGGCCAUCUGCAGCCCCCUGCAGUACCCAGUGACCAUGCGCCCUCUGAUAUGCGCACAGCUUGUUCUGGGGUGCUACUGUGCAGGCUGCUUCAACUCCAUCGUGCAGACCAGCCUCACCUUCCAGCUCCCCUUCUGCAGCUCCAACCUCAUCAAUGACUUCUUCUGUGACGUGCCACCUCUGCUGCAGCUGGCCUGUGCUGACACAGCUCUCAAUGAGCUUCUCCUGUUUGGCCUCUGUGGCUUCCUCAUUGUGACCACUGUAUUAGUGAUCCUGGUGUCCUAUGGCUACAUCACAGUGACCAUCCUCAGGAUGCACUCAGGAACAGGAAGACAAAAGGUCUUCUCCACCUGUGGGUCCCACCUCACAGCCGUGUCCCUCUUUUAUGGAACCCUCUUUGUUAUGUACGCACAGCCCGGAGCUGUGGAUUCCAUGGAACAGGGCAAGGUGGUCUCCAUCUUCUACACCCUGGUCAUCCCAAUGCUCAACCCCCUCAUCUACAGUCUGCGGAACAAGGAUGUGAAGGACGCCCUGCGGAGGCUGGGACAGAGGCAGGCAGCCCUGUGA